This is a messenger RNA of Phalaenopsis equestris, 636 nucleotides long. Its product is annotated as 1-aminocyclopropane-1-carboxylate oxidase 1-like. The record is from RefSeq and is a predicted model, not a curated record. Lineage: Eukaryota; Viridiplantae; Streptophyta; Magnoliopsida; Asparagales; Orchidaceae. The transcript has a single exon. The annotation marks the transcript as partial.
CAAAGCAAUGGAAGAUUACAUUGAUCAGGUAAUAAACUUAGCCGAAAAGCUGGCAGAACUAUUGAGUGAGAACCUCGGAUUAGAUAAAAAUUACCUGAAGCAGACAUUUUCAGAGCCUCACAUAGGCACAAAAGUAGCAAUUUAUCCCCAAUGCCCAAAACCAGAACAGUUCAAAGGACUCCGAGCUCACACUGAUGCAGGUGGAAUCAUUGUAUUGCUCCAGGAUGAUUUCGUCUCAGGACUCGAGUUUUGGAAAGACGACGAGUGGGUGCCAAUAACUCCAACGAAAGAUAACAGGAUAUUCGUGAACCUUGGUGACCAGUUGGAAGUUGUAAGCAACGGUAUCUAUAAAAGUAUUUUGCAUAGAGUUAUUCCUAACAAGGAUGGGAGUCGUCUCUCCAUUGCGACAUUUUACAAUCCGGGCGCAAAUGCAAUAAUUUCUCCAGCACCAAAGCUCUUGUAUCCUGGACAUUAUCGUUUCCAAGAUUAUCUUAAUUAUUAUACUGACACUAAGUUUUCUGAUAAAGGAUCAAGGUUUCAGAGUAUCAAGGAGAUGUUGGUGCAGCUAUGAUAUGUGUUUUAUUGGUAAUGAAUAAGAAAAGUUUACCAAUGCUGUACGUAAUACUGCUACAUGAG